This is a messenger RNA of Pectinophora gossypiella (pink bollworm), 1517 nucleotides long. Its product is annotated as sister chromatid cohesion protein DCC1. The record is from RefSeq and is a predicted model, not a curated record. The transcript has 5 exons. Lineage: Eukaryota; Metazoa; Arthropoda; Insecta; Lepidoptera; Gelechiidae. Gene Ontology annotation, cellular component: chromatin; chromosome, centromeric region; Ctf18 RFC-like complex. The coding region runs from base 111 to 1394 and encodes 427 amino acids. Gene Ontology annotation, biological process: mitotic sister chromatid cohesion; maintenance of mitotic sister chromatid cohesion.
AAACGCUUGAAAAAAGACAAGCAAGUGGUUUGUUAUUUCGACUGUGUUUCUUCUAUUUUACAAUAUUUUCAAUUAAAAUUAUAAGUUAGAUCCUGUGAAAUUAAAAUAUUAUGGAUUACGGGGAGGUAAGAACUUCUGAAGAUGUAAGGAAGAUAAUCAAGACAGCGAAGCUCCACGAGUCUGAGUUGACUGAAAUCACUCAGAUUCUACGGUUUCCGGACCCUAAUCAACAUAAUGACAACUUGAAACUCAUGUUGCUGGAUGACAAUCUUUUGAAACAUAUUGAAGCGGGAAAUAAGUUACACUUCAAAGGCGAUCCCGAGGAAAACGUAGUCUUGUGUACAGAUAACAAAACAUACGAUGUUAAAGAAGCAGAGACUUCUAACAGUCUUCUUCUUGUAUCAGACUUGAUGUUUGCGGCUUCAACCGGUCUCGAUGAAACUAUUGCCAAUAAUUCCAUGGAAUGUGACUCCGAUAACUCUUUCGAUAAAUCCAACACAAGUCUUAAUAAGUCUACAGAGUCUGACGAAGGCGCGAAAGUCCCAAGGAAAAUUGAACACAAAGACAUUGUCAAUACAUUCUUCACUUAUUAUGAACUGAAGCCUUGCAAACCACGCUUAUCUAAAUUGCAAAAAAUCUUGGAACCUACCAGAUAUCAGGGUUCUGAACUUGAAUACGCAAUUGAUAAAUCAAAAUUAUUAUCUUAUGAGGCCAUUUCUGAUCAUAUUCAAGCAUCUAGGGCUGAGAUUGACCAGGAGUUACAAAGGAUUCAGGCGAUAAAAAUUGAUGGAUACUAUCGCCUCUUAGAGUUCGAUUACGAGUUCCGAGUUUUGUCUUACAUGUUGGAUCUGAUAGAUGAAAACUCUUGGCCUUUGGAUAAAAUCUCAAAAGAAGUUACACUUGAUAGUUUAAAAGAACUGGUGCCAAUGUCGAUACUAGAAGCUAUGUUUAGAUUUUACACUAUAGAAACUAUAAUGGAAGAUGAAGUGCAGUAUUACAAGUACGACCAAGAUAAAGUUUGUAAAUUUUUGGCGAGGGUAUUAUUAAAGAGUGCUGGAAAAUUCAAUCUAGCCGAAUUUUUGCAGGCUUGGAGGGAUUCUGUCCCUGAUGGAAUGGUCACUGAUGAAUCUCUCUUGUCAGGGAUAGCUUUGAUUGAUAAAUCAACGACACCGCAAGUGAUUUGGGGAUUUUCGGAAAGCGAUCUCCCUGAAGACAUCAAUGAGCGAUUCAGGGUUCUAUUCCAGACGAAACCCAAGUGGACAGUGGAUCAGAUAUCACCAUACAUUGAAUGCUACGCAACUGAAAAGCUUAACGUGAACGCUCUGCUAACUAAAUAUGCAAGAGCGUCGACUCAAGAUGGUGUCAGGGUUUUCUCUGCCAAACAUAUGAAGUGAUAAUUUGAAGAUUAAACUAUUCCACCUCUUUCUCAUUGUGUAUAAUACCAAGUAAGCAUACAUUUCUUCAGUAUAAUUUUGUUGUAUCUGUUAUGGCUAAUAAAAGACAAAUAUAAUGUGAAA